AUGUCGAAACUCAUGAGGUAUAUCGUGUUUUUCUAUCUUGUUUUCAUGGGUGCCCAAUGGCUGUUGCGAAACAAGUCCUACACCAUCUCGCCAAAAGAGUUCAAGUCAAUUGCUUCCAAAGCUCACGGUUACCUUACUUUUUCAUUUUUUUUUUGUAUAAAAAAUGUUAAAGGAGCAGGAAGCAGUUCGGCCGCUGUUACGAAACUAACGAACGAACUUCGUCGAGUUUAUGGAGUAGCCAUCGACGCUGAAGCAACUUGGAAUCCGUUGUUCUUGGGAAACCUCGACCUGAAGGUCUGCUGACUUUUAAAAAAAAAAACUUAACACGCUGUCUCCGUAAUUCUCAAAAAGAGUGGGUACAAUAGAAAAAAUAUGUUUUGAUUUCGAUGAAACUUCACCCACUUUGAUAGUCUGUCAUCAGGAAUGCCGACGCAAGUUUUCAGACCGAUUCCUCCUACCGUAGCUAGGUUACGGUAGGCAGGUGCGUCUUUUCGUAUGUAAGAAUCUACGCGUUCUUUCUAGGCGUAUUGUAUAUCAAUCGAUAGGAAUUGCAAUUUUAGGAACUUUUUUUCAGUACAUACCAUCAUGGGUUACUGUAGAAAUUUUUUGAGUUAUGUUAAUUUUUGUGUCUGCGAUUUUGGUUUUUCCGUCACUCUGUGUGUUCGGGGAGAGACCACGGCUGGUAACUUUCCUGAAACAUUCUUCUCAGCAAUACCUACGAAGAAAUACCACUUUGAAAUGGAUCUGUCCUACCGGUCAUUUCGAAAAAUCGCUUCGAAGAGGCUCAACUUGGCAUUUCUCGGGGAAAAUCGCCCGCGGUUAGAGAUUUCUACCUCUCUUUUCUCGUCAGAUCCGGUGCUAAAGUUUGUUUCAUUUGUUAGUGCAGGGUUGUACUUCAUAGAUGAUAAUGUUCCCUCCGACUUUCAGCCUACCCUUCUAACAUAAAAUUCAGUUUGAAGCCGAUUUUGGCCUAAAAACAACGAUUCUCAGAUUUCAACGUUUUUUUCUGAGCUCAGUCCUACUGAGGCUGGGCUCCAAAGUGUCUUUCAUUACUUUUACAUGUUCCAUGAGCUAUUUGAUCAAGAAAAAACUGUGUUUGAGCCUACCCGUCUAGCUCAAAAUUCAAUUUGAAGCCUAUUUUGGCCUAAAAACAACGAUUCUCAGAUUUCAACGUUUUUUUCUGAGCUCAGCCCUACUGAGGCUGGGCUACAAAGUGUCUUUUAUUACUUUUACAUGUUACAUGAUUUUUUUGAUCAGGAAAAAACUGUGUUUGAGCCUACCCGUCUAGCUCUUAAUUCAACUUGAAGCCGAGUCUGGCCUAGAAACAGUGGUUUUCGAUAUUAUAUCACUCUUCUGGAGAAAUUAUUGAUAGAUAAAAUCUGUCUCUUAAAAUUUGAAUUUUGCUUUAGAUUGAAAUAAUCCAAAUUGAACCUGUUUUUCGAGCGCUUUUCGACUUUGAAGAUUUUGACGAGAAAAUAAAUAUUUUCAUGAACUUCUCUGUUCUCGAAACAUACCAUUCACAAAAUUUGGAAUACGUUCUAGUAUCAAGGCGCUGAGAAACUCUUUUAUGAAUUCGUUCAUCAGGGAUUCAAGCAAGAAUAGGCCAAACAUUGUCUUCAAACUGAAUUUUGAGCUUGACGGGUAGGCUCAAACACAGUUUUUUCCUGAUCAAACAAAUCAUGUAACAUGUAAAAGUAAUAAAAGACACUUUGUAGCCCAGCCUCAGUAGGACUGAGCUCAGAAAAAAACGUUGAAAUCUGAGAAUCGUUGUUUUUAGGCCAAAAUAGGCUUCAAAUUGAAUUUUGAGCUAGGCGGGUAGGCUCAAACACAGUUUUUUCUUGAUCAAAUAGCUCAUGGAACAUGUAAAAGUAAUGAAAGACACUUUGGAGCCCAGCCUCAGUAGGACUGAGCUCAGAAAAAAACGUUGAAAUCUGAGAAUCGUUGUUUUUAGGCCAAAAUCGGCUUCAAACUGAAUUUUAUGUUAGAAGGGUAGGCUGAAAGUCGGAGGGAACAUUAUCAUCUAUGAAGUACAACCCUGCACUAACAAAUGAAACAAACUUUAGCACCGGAUCUGACGAGAAAAGAGAGGUAGAAAUCUCUAACAGCGGGCGAUUUUCCUCGAGAAAUGCCAAGUUGAGCCUCUUCGAAGCGAGUUUUCGAAAUGACCGGUAGGACAGAUCCAUUUCAAAGUGGUAUUUCUUCGUAGGUAUUGCUGAGAAGAAUGUUUCAGGAAAGUUACCAGCCGUGGUCUCUCCCCGAACACACAGAGUGACGGAAAAACCAAAAUCGCAGACACAAAAAUUACCGUAACUCAAAAAAUUUCUACAGUAACCCAUGAUGGUAUGUACUGAAAAAGUUCCUAAAAUUGCAAUUCCUAUCGAUUGAUAUACAAUACGCCUAGAAAGAACGCGUAGAUUCUUACAUACGAAAAAGACGCACCUGCCUACCGUAACCCUAGCUACGGUAGGAGGAAUCGGUCUGAAAACUUGCGUCGGCAUUCCUGAUGACAGACUAUCAAAGUGGGUGAAGUUUCAUCGAAAUCAAAACAUAUUUUUUCUAUUGUACCCACUCUUUUUGAAAACUUUUGAAAAUUACAGAGACAGCGUGUUAACCAUGUAAAGCGCUUUAUUUCACUUUUUUUUUCUUGAAACGGGAGAAAAAAAAACCACAGAAGCCUUUCAUGCAAAAAUUUCCGUUGUUUUAUAAUAAUCCUCGUAGUAAAAUUCAAAUUAUUUUUUUCUUAAAGAAAAAAACGAAAAACUUUUUUUAUACAAAAAAAUAAAGCGACAUAGAUGGAUAGGACAAUUUUUCAAUUUGAGUUUGGGUUUUUCUUGUUUUUUUAGAUCAAUAAGAAAGCCAAUUAAGGCUAAAUAUGAAAAAGCUUCAUUUUCUUUUUAUCCUCAUCACCCCUCGAUUUAAUUAUUUCUUCUUUCAGAUCCUCCUGCUACACGCCUCCAUCACAGAGUAUUCCGGUGUCAUCGCAGCUCCCUAUGCAGAGUCAGGACGCGUUGGUUCGUCCACUUUCCAACUCCUUGAAAGAAAUUUCAUAAAAAACUUCCUCUUUUCACGUUUUAAAACGUAUAUUCGGUUUCAAGCUCUAGACUCUCAGGACUUCACUGGACAAACAGCACUUGCACCGUUCUUUCGGGCUCAGUUUCACGAUCAACCGAUUCAUCUGGAUUUGCAAACAAAGAAACUUUCGCCCCCGGCAAGUGUUCUAAUCCGAUUUUCUUAUGAGCAGGAUUUGUCCAGGAGCUAAUUUCCGUCACGGCCAGUUCGAGUCAUACGUAUACUCUUUCACCGCUGACACGUACUUGGCAUGCUACGGUAAUAUUCUUGAUUAUCCUUCUCUCGAAGUCCUUUUCUUGAAGGUCGAGGAGUGGUGCCGACUUCUGGCGUUUGGACGAUCCUGAGCGGCUUGGCGAAUGGAGAGCCCCUGGCGGCAGGAAAUUUGUUCAAGGAUUACUUCCGCGGUGUCUUCCAGAACACUUUUGCGGCAGUUUCUCAAGUCUUCCGCCACUACAAGCAAAAAGCCACCGGACGUUCUGACCUCUAA
Caenorhabditis auriculariae is the source of this 3556-nucleotide messenger RNA. The record is from the annotation of a GenBank genome assembly. NCBI's taxonomy places the organism in Eukaryota, Metazoa, Nematoda, Chromadorea, Rhabditida, Rhabditidae.